AUGGCCAUCGUGCACAUCACUCAUGGCACUUGCCGGUCCGCCGGCGACAUCCCCCAUGCUGCGCCGCCUACUACUGAUCCGGAGCGCGUCUGCGACGGUUCCCCCCGUAUCUGCGCCGUGCUCGUCGCGAUCGCGGAUUCCAGGAACCGCGCGACCUCCCUGUCCGCGUCGGAGCAUUCGGCCCGCAGGUUCGACGUGUCGAUGGGACCGAUAAUAUCCUUCUGCAGAUCGAGUAUCUCUUGGUUCCGACGAAGGACUCGCCUCUAUACCCCUAUAGCCCCGAACUGUGUCAAGUUACCGAAGAUUCGGGACCAACAUUGGCUGGAUCAACCGGCGAUGCCAAACACCAAGAGGUGUGCAGCAUCCGGGAACUUUAUGUUGACGGCCUCGUGCUUCUUGCUCGUAUUCAGCUACCCGGUCGCCACGAACUUGAUUCCCUCGUUCAAGAGGGCUCUGGACCAGGUCGAGAUCGCCCCCGACGCCGUCAACCAAGCCGGCAUGACUGGCGCCGCUGGCGACAAGGAGACCGGGCUCCGGCGUCUGCAUUUCAUCUUUGUACAAGGCCUGUGUUUGGUUAAAUGGUCAUCUUCACAGAAUCUGGUACAUUGCAUUGACGCCACGAGAAUGGACAAUGGUGGCAGCCUGAGGGAGAGACGACGAAUCAUUGUUCAUUGUGAUCUUCUGGUGGCGUGCCAACGAAUAGAUCAGACGUGCGGUUCGUACGGCUAA
Molecule: messenger RNA, 729 nt
Organism: Fonsecaea pedrosoi CBS 271.37
Lineage: Eukaryota; Fungi; Ascomycota; Eurotiomycetes; Chaetothyriales; Herpotrichiellaceae
Exons: 1
Coding region: 1-729 (242 amino acids)
Source: RefSeq, a predicted model, not a curated record